Amaranthus tricolor (Joseph's coat) is the source of this 918-nucleotide messenger RNA. RefSeq lists its product as uncharacterized. The record is from RefSeq and is a predicted model, not a curated record. The transcript has 2 exons. The coding region runs from base 1 to 918 and encodes 305 amino acids. Lineage: Eukaryota; Viridiplantae; Streptophyta; Magnoliopsida; Caryophyllales; Amaranthaceae.
AUGACGGAUGAUGGUAGUUAUUAUUUGUACAAUAGAAAUUGGAUGUACGAAAGAGAAUUUGAUGACGGGUCAUUUAAUAUAGAGUUUAUUAGGGGAUUAGAAGAAUUUAUAAAAUUUGCAGUUUCAAAAAGUCUUUCAUCUAAAAUUAGAUGUCCUCGUGCGAAAUGCAAAAAUGUUGUCUUAAAAAUACCAAAUGAUAUGAGGGAUCAUUUGUUAAGGAAAGGAUUUGUGGAAGAUUAUUACGAUUGGAGUUAUCAUUACGAUAUUGCCGCCAGUGAAGGUAGCAGCGGUAAUAAGGCGUUUGUUCGGGAACAGUCGCAUGAUGAUGUAAUACCCGAAGAGCCGAAUCCGGAGAAAAAUAAUUACGUUCGUAUGAUUCAUGAUGCUAUUAUGUCGAUUAUAGGGAGAAUGAUGAAUCUAAAGACGGAACAUAAUUGCUCAGAGAGGAUGUAUGACGAUAUGUGCACUUUGAUGCGGGAGGCUUUACCUCAACCGAACUCGAUGACAUCUACUUUUUAUGACACAAAGAAGCAAAUAGCAGGGCUUGAGCUGCCAUCAGAGACGAUUGAUUGUUGCAUUAAUGGAUAUAUGAUCUACAGGGGUCGUACUGCUAAUGCAAGACGCUGUCGUACGUGUUCGACAACAAGGUGGGUCAGAGACGAUGUUGGAAAUAGAAGAAUUCCACGGAAACAAUUUAUAUAUCUUCCGAUAGGUCCACGCUUACAACGGUUGUAUGCGGUUCGAGUUACGGUCGGUGAAAUGAGAUGGCACGCUGAGCACCAUAUCGAAGAGGGGGAAAUGUGUCACCCGUCAGACUUAGAGGCUUGGCAACAUUUUAACGCAACACAUCAAAAAUUUGCUACUGAGAUUAGAUAUGUUAGGAUUGGGUUUGUGUACAGACGGAUUCAACCCUUUUGA